Penicillium chermesinum is the source of this 2397-nucleotide messenger RNA. Its product is annotated as repressor protein. The record is from RefSeq and is a predicted model, not a curated record. Lineage: Eukaryota; Fungi; Ascomycota; Eurotiomycetes; Eurotiales; Aspergillaceae. The transcript is spliced from 2 exons. Gene Ontology annotation, biological process: chorismate biosynthetic process. The coding region runs from base 1 to 2397 and encodes 798 amino acids. Gene Ontology annotation, molecular function: shikimate 3-dehydrogenase (NADP+) activity; 3-dehydroquinate dehydratase activity; 3-phosphoshikimate 1-carboxyvinyltransferase activity.
AUGGAAUCUCCACAGAUACCAGCCAGAAGGACUUUCGAGCCAAAUGCGUCAUUGGUACUCGUAGGCAUUCGCGGGUCCGGGAAGCGCUCGCUCGGGUUCCUCGCGGCCACGGCGCUUAAGCGACGGUUUAUCACCGAGGAACACUAUUUCAAGGAGGUGACUGGGGUUUCGCGACUGGAAUAUCUGAAAGUCCAUGGCAACCAGCAGUUUCAUUCUCGGUAUAUUGACGUCCUGCAGUCAAUGUUGGACAACCAUCGCACGGACUGCGUUAUCGAAUGUGGACUAGGCAGUUUCACCCGAAUCGUACAGGACCGGCUCCGGGAGUACUCCAAAAAAAAUCCAAUUAUACACCUGGUACGCGACAUAGAUGAGAUUCAGCAGCAAAUGCCUGGGAUGGACGAACAGUCUGUUGAUCUUCUCCGGAAGGGAGAUCCGUUACAUCGAACCUGUUCGGAUUUCGAAUUUUACAACCUGAAGGACCGGUCUCGCGUGAAUGGCGACGAUGGGAGUGCUGAACCACGAUCUGCAGCUGCUUCGUUCAAGCUCCAAGAGGUGAAAGAAGACUUGGCUCGGUUCGUUCGGUUUGUUCUUGGGGUCGACGUGAAUCACUCGAGCUACGCUUCACCGUUCGAGCUUCUAGAGACACCACCAGAGCUUCGUUCCUUCACACAUGCUAUUCUAGUUCGCUCUUCUGAUCUGAUCGAUGAUACUGUCAACCUCCAGGAGCUUGAAUCUGGAGGCGACGCUAUUGAGCUUUGCGUUGAUCUUUGUCAGCCAGACAUGCAUACCGUUAUCAGUAAACAAGUUGCUGUCUUACGUCGAAAUGCCCGAAUUCCCGUCAUCUUGUCCGUCGACACUUCUUCGACCAGUCUAAACAGGACCGACCUGACUGCUUUCUAUAUUGGCAUUCUCGAGCAUGGACUUCGCCUAGCGGUAGAGUAUCUGGUCGUGGAUCUUGGACAGGAUGAUUUUCACUUGGAGAAGGUAAUCCGCUCUAGAGGCCACACCAAGAUCAUUGGGCAAAGAAUUUUCGAAUCAUCCUCCCGAUUCAGUUGGAAUAGUGAAGAAUGCUUGGACGUUUACAGCAGAGCGGAGAAGCUUGGCUGCCAAAUUGUGCGGCUUCUUCGCGUCGCUAAAAGUCGUGAUGAGAAUACGGCUGUGGUCGAAUUUACUAGCAAAAUCCGAGCUCUACCUGGCAACCACCCUCCCCUUAUCGCUUAUAACAUUGGCCCCCUUGGACGCACAUCUCAAGUCUUCAAUUCUAUCUUGACCAAUGUGACGCACAAAGCUAUUACCAGGCAGGCCAUCAGCGAAUGCGAUCCUCAAAUCACAUCUCAGGAUGCCAUUAAAGCUCUCUUCCAAAGCUAUGUCCUCGACCCUCUCCAUUUCUACAUUCUUGGAGCAAAUGUGACCUACAGUUUGUCACCUUUCAUGCACAACGGAGCAUAUCAAGCCUGUGGCAUGGGCCAUAAAUAUCGCAUUCCUGAAUCACCCUCCCUCGCCGUCCUGGACGAAUUCCGUCGAGAUCCGAAUUUCGGCGGUUCCAGUGUCGUUCAGCCCUGGCGUGUGGAGCUCUAUCACAAACUCGCCGCAAAAAGUCGGCACGCAGAGGCCAUUGGGGCAAUCAAUACAAUCAUGCCCUUACGUGGAACGCCCGAAGGCGAGAUGUAUUCCCUGCAAGAGCAAGCCAAUCGUCGCAACCAGGCCGGCCCAGUCUUGGGCUGGUAUGGCGAAAACACAGACUGGAUCGGGAUCAUGACCUGCCUCAAUCGCCACCUCUCUCCGCGGAAUGCCAUCAGCGCCAAAACUACAGGCUUGGUGAUUGGUGCUGGUGGCAUGGCCCGCUCGGCCAUCUAUGCCAUGCUGCGGCUUGGCUGUCGCAAGAUCUUCAUUUAUAACCGGACUCUUUCGCGGGCGCAGGAUGUUGCGAAUCAUUUUAAUUCUUGGGCAUCGUCUCAGGUUGCCUCGGCAGAGGUGGUGCGAGUUCUUCGUUCCACGCAGGAUGACUGGCCGGAAGAUGCCAGCCCGCCCACGCUCGUCGUAUCUGGCGUUCCUGCUGACCCCGACCGUGAAGAGCCGCCGGCGAACUUUGAGAUGCCAUUACCCUGGCUUGGAAGUCCGACCGGCGGUGUCAUAAUUGAGCUCGCAUAUAAACCGUUAGAUACGUCGUUGCUGCAGCAAAUGCGCCGCUUCCGGAACUCCACUGGCCGCUCGUGGGCUCUGUCGGAUGGCUUGGAGAAUGUUAUUGAGCAAGGUAUUGCACAGUUCGAGCUCAUGACCGGUCGGAAAGCUCCUCGGCGCUUAAUGGCUCUGGAAGUAUUGCGCAACUACGAGGAUGAAAACGGGCGCUUGAACGAAAAGACCAUACAGGCCCGGUUGGAUGGUGUAUUCUCAUGA